CGCCCACCGGGUGGCGGUGCCGGCGCGGUCGGCGGGGCGGGCCGGGGCCGGCGGGCGGGCCGAGGCGAACGGAGGGCGCCGCACACGCCGCCCAGCGCGAAGAUGGCAGCGGGGGAGCCGCAAGCCAAGAAGCUCAAGCUGGAGCCAAAGCAACUGAGUGAAAAUGUCUUGUUUGGAAUGGGAAAUCCUCUGCUUGAUAUCUGUGCAGUUGUGGACAAGGACUUCCUUGACAAGUAUGGGCUGAAGCCAAACGACCAAAUUUUGGCAGAGGAGAAGCACAAAGAACUAUUUGAAGAACUCGUGAAAAAGUUCAAAGUAGAAUAUCAUGCUGGUGGUUCUACUCAAAAUUCCGUUAAAGUGGCUCAGUGGAUGAUUCAGAGCCCUUACAAAGCUGCAACUUUCUUUGGGUGCAUCGGCAAAGACAAGUUUGGAGAGAUCUUAAAGAAGAAGGCUGAGGAAGCUCAUGUGGAUGCCCAUUACUAUGAGCAGAGUGAAGAACCAACAGGAACUUGUGCUGCCUGCAUCACUAGUGAUAACAGGUCUCUUGUAGCUAACCUCGCUGCUGCUAAUUGCUACAAGAAGGAAAAGCAUCUUGAUUUGGAGAAGAACUGGAAGUUGGUGGAAAAGGCCAAAGUUUAUUACAUAGCAGGAUUCUUCCUGACGGUGUCACCAGAAGCAGUAUUAAAAGUGGCUGCUCAGGCUUCUGCAAACAACAAGAUCUUCAGCUUGAACCUUUCUGCACCAUUUAUCAGCCAGUUCUACAAAGAGCCUAUGAUGAAAGUCAUGCCUUAUGUUGACGUCCUUUUUGGAAAUGAGACGGAAGCUGCCACUUUUGCUAGAGAGCAAGGCUUUGAGACUGAAGACAUUAAAGAGAUAGCCCGGAAGACACAAGCCCUGCCAAAGGUGAACACUAAAAGGCAACGAAUCGUAGUCUUUACCCAGGGGAAAGAUGACACCGUAAUGGCUACAGAAAAUGAAGUGACUACCUUCCCUGUGUUGGUGAGUGAUCAGAGUGAAAUUGUGGAUACCAAUGGAGCUGGAGAUGCAUUUGUUGGAGGCUUCCUCUCACAGCUCGUCUAUGACCGGCCAGUGACCGAGUGCAUCCGGGCUGGACAUUACGCAGCCAGCGUAAUUAUCAAACGUUCAGGUUGCACCUUCCCAGAGAAGCCUGACUUCCACUGAUACUGGUGAAUUGGAGGGAUCAAGAGUAACUCCCAUGUUGCCGUGGGAUUGCUGCCUACAUUUUUCCUCCUUCCCUUUCCUCACCUUUCCAAUUACCUGCAUCAACGCUUCUGUACUUCUGUUCAUUGUAUUCUAAACAAAAUAUAUAUUUCUAUGGUGUUUUCCUUUCCAUACCACUAGAGUGUCGCAGUAGUCUUAACUUUUGGAAACAGUGCUAAGUGAAGCUUAUUCUCUCAUCCAUCAGGAAAAAUUGUUCUAUUUACACCGUUUAUAAGGAAGAAGUCCCAUGUAAAUGACACUGCUGAUUAACACCAUUAAAAUUCUUCUGUUGAAUUAUCUAGUUUGUAUCCAGCUGUGGCCAAAUCCUACUCAACUUGCGUGAAAUCAACAGACCUGACUUUAUUUGUCACUUAACGUUAUAAACUGGGACUGGGAAUUGUUCUUUAUAGUGGAGUCACACUAGUGUAAAGAGUGGUGUAAAAGUCCCAAGAAUUUCCUUACAUAUUUGAGCGUACAAGAUCUGGCCAUCAGACCCAGCCCAGCUGCCAUGAAAGUGAGUAGCUGUUUUGUCAGUAAUUUAAGGACCUGAUCUAACGCUGAUGUCAUGCAUUCGGUUGUUUUCCACCGAUGCUAGUAGUUUUGGAUCUGGAACUGCGUGAGAGCAGGGUCUGGCCACUCCACGUACAGUCACAUUCAUCUGUCAGGUGAGUUAGCAGAUAGGUACUUUCAGUGAUUUCAGGGCAGAUGCGUGAGUUGAUGAUGAACAUGAACAUACAGAUCCUAUCUCCUCCACGUGAGCUUUCUAGAGGCUGUGUUUAAUUAAGGUACACAUAGUGAUAAUGAGGUACAGAAAUAUUUAUGCAGGAUAUAUUGACAGGAUAUGCCAAACGGAAUCUCUGAAACGCACAUUUUUAAACUUUUAAUUUACUUUGGAUAAUUAAGCAAUAUGGUGGAUUUUGUUUGUAUUUACAGUAUUCAAAGAAGUGAUCUGACACUGCAUUCAUUACUUUGCUAUGUAAUUUGAUACUGAUAAAUAAAAAAUUGUCAUACAGAUA
Messenger RNA from Chroicocephalus ridibundus (black-headed gull), 2237 nucleotides. RefSeq names its product adenosine kinase (gene ADK). Bases 103 to 1182 code for a protein of 359 amino acids. The transcript is spliced from 11 exons. The record is from RefSeq and is a predicted model, not a curated record. Lineage: Eukaryota; Metazoa; Chordata; Aves; Charadriiformes; Laridae. Gene Ontology annotation, cellular component: cytosol; nucleus. Gene Ontology annotation, molecular function: adenosine kinase activity. Gene Ontology annotation, biological process: purine nucleobase metabolic process; purine ribonucleoside salvage.